Molecule: messenger RNA, 4985 nt
Organism: Apodemus sylvaticus (European woodmouse)
Lineage: Eukaryota; Metazoa; Chordata; Mammalia; Rodentia; Muridae
Gene: Mtss2
Product: MTSS I-BAR domain containing 2
Exons: 14
Coding region: 422-2665 (747 amino acids)
Biological process (GO): cell projection assembly; plasma membrane organization
Cellular component (GO): actin cytoskeleton; cytoplasmic side of plasma membrane
Molecular function (GO): phospholipid binding; actin binding
Source: RefSeq, a predicted model, not a curated record
AGUCUGGCAGCGCCAGAGCUCGGAUUUCAAAGCCCUGGUUUCUGGCCGUGAAUGGGUCCUCGCCCGCCCGGCCUUUCCCACAGCCCCCUCCCGUGCUCCCUCCCCGCGGCCCUCCCUCUGCCGCGCCCACGUGACGCCCGAGCCUCGGCGGCUCGGAUUACCGCCGCCGCCGCUCCAGUGCCCGCGCCGAGGCUGCGCCGCGAACUGCCCGCGCCGCGCCCCCAGCCCCACCGAGCCAUGGCCCGCGCUGCCCGCCCACGGCCCGCAACCCCGGAGCGCGGCGCGGCCGGCCGCUGAGAGCGCGACCCCGAGGCGGGAGCCCCGGCGCGGCCUCGGAGCAGCGCCCGCGGCGGUCCGGCCCCUCCCCUGCACGGCUCCCCGCGCCCCUUGCGCGCCCUGCCGCGGCGCGCCCGGCCCCAGCAUGGAGACCGCGGAGAAGGAGUGUGGCGCCCUGGGAGGGCUCUUCCAGGCCAUCGUCAACGACAUGAAGAGCUCCUACCCCAUCUGGGAGGACUUCAACUCCAAGGCCGCGAAGCUCCACUCUCAGCUGAGGACCACCGUGCUGGCUGCUGUGGCCUUCCUCGAUGCCUUCCAGAAAGUAGCUGACAUGGCCACCAACACCCGAGGGGCCACGCGGGACAUUGGCUCAGCACUCACGCGCAUGUGCAUGCGCCACCGCAGCAUCGAGACCAAGCUGCGGCAGUUCACCAACGCGCUGCUGGAGAGUCUCAUCAAUCCACUGCAGGAGCGCAUCGAAGACUGGAAGAAGUCAGCCAACCAGCUGGACAAGGACCACGCGAAAGAGUAUAAACGAGCCAGGCAUGAAAUCAAAAAGAAGUCAUCUGACACACUGAAGCUGCAGAAGAAAGCUCGCAAAGGGAAAGGAGACCUGCAGCCCCAGCUGGACAGCGCGCUGCAAGACGUCAACGACAUGUACCUGCUCCUGGAAGAGACGGAGAAGCAGGCUGUGCGCCGGGCGCUGAUCGAGGAGCGGGGCCGCUUCUGCACAUUUAUCGCCUUCCUUCAGCCUGUGGUGAACGGUGAGCUGACCAUGCUGGGAGAGAUCACACACCUACAAGGCAUCAUUGACGACCUGGUGGUGCUGACUGCAGAUCCCCACAAACUGCCUCCCGCCAGCGAGCAGGUGAUCAAAGACCUGAAGGGCUCUGACUACAGCUGGUCGUACCAGACCCCACCCUCGUCACCCAGCAGCUCCAGCUCCCGCAAGUCCAGCAUGUGCAGUGCCCCCAGCAGCAGUGGCAGUGCCAAGGGUGGCGGAGCCCCAUGGCCUGGGGGUGCCCAAACAUACUCACCCAGUUCCACCUGUCGCUACCGCAGCCUGGCGCAGCCAGCCACCACCCGCCUCUCCAGUGUCUCCUCCCACGACUCUGGCUUUGUCUCCCAGGAUGCCACCUACUCCAAGCCCCCUUCGCCCAUGCCUUCAGACAUCACCAGCCAGAAGUCCUCCAGCUCUGCAUCUUCCGAGGCCUCGGAAACCUGCCAGUCGGUUAGCGAGUGCAGCUCCCCAACCUCGGACUGGACCAAGGCUGGUCCCCAUGAACAGCCCUCAGCCACCACCCUGCAGCGGAGGAAGGAUCGCGUGGAGCUCCUCCGAGACACUGAGCCAGGCCCGGCUGCCGGAGGCACUGUAGGCUCCUGUGUAGAGGAGGUACCGCGAAGCCGGAUGUCCCCUGCCACCAUAGCAGCCAAACACGGUGAGGAGGUGUCCCCUGCUGCCAGCGACCUGGCCAUGGUGCUGACCCGCGGGCUGAGCCUGGAACACCAGAAGAGCAGCCGGGACUCACUGCAGUACUCCAGUGGCUACAGCACACAGACCACCACCCCCUCCUGCUCCGAGGACACCAUCCCCUCCCAAGGCUCAGACUACGACUGCUACUCUGUGAACGGGGACGCAGACAGCGAAGGUCCCCCUGAAUUUGACAAGUCAUCCACCAUUCCUCGAAACAGCAACAUUGCCCAGAACUACCGCCGUCUGAUCCAGACCAAGCGCCCAGCCUCCACCGCGGGGCUGCCCACCGCGGGGCUGCCCACAGCCAUGGGGCUACCCUCAGGGGCACCUCCUGGUGUGGCCACCAUCCGCCGCACGCCCUCUACCAAGCCCACUGUGCGCCGUGCCCUGUCCAGUGCUGGCCCCAUCCCCAUCCGCCCGCCCAUCGUCCCCGUGAAGACACCCACGGUGCCCGACUCCCCUGGUUAUGUGGGGCCCACACGGGCAGGCAGUGAGGAGUGCGUCUUCUACACAGACGAAGUGGCCUCACCUCUGGCUCCAGACCUGGCCAAAGCCUCCCCAAAGAGGCUCAGCCUGCCUAACACGGCCUGGGGCAGCCCAUCCCCAGAGGCAGCUAGCUACAGCGGGGCUGCGGCCGGGCUGGGCACCGAGGACGAUGAGGAGCAGCAACUGGCUGCCAACAGGCACAGCCUGGUAGAAAAGCUCGGGGAGCUGGUGGCCGGUGCCCAUGCCCUGGGUGAGGGCCAGUUCCCCUUCCCUACUGCCCUGUCAGCCACCCCUUCGGAGGAGACACCCACUCCACCCCCUGCUGCCACCAGUGACCCCCCAGCCGAAGACAUGCUGGUGGCCAUUCGACGCGGGGUCCGGCUGCGCAGGACCGUCACCAACGACAGGUCGGCGCCCCGCAUCUUAUGAUGGUGCCACCCACCCCUCCCCGUCUGGGCCUGGCACAAGCAGGUGGCCUGAUCUGUGAGCAGCCGCCAGCCACUCUGAGCGGUGGCACGGCCGGAAGACGGAAAGCGCCAGGAAUGAGGCACAGCCACUUUACAGAAAGAGACAUCCAGGCUGGAUCUCAGCAUCUCGCGGGAAGUGACUUCCCGGGUUACACGCCUCGCCAGGACAGAGCCUGUUUUAUACUUUCCUUACCUACUCAACCCUCUUCCUUCCUGCAGGUCCUGCUUCAUCCAAAUCCCAGAGCCCAUAACCAAGGGCUGGGCCUGCUACAUGGGCCCUACCUGGCCUGGGGUCCGCAACUCUCUUCCUCUGGCCCGGCUGCCCUCCAGGGCCGUAUGCCCAGCUCUUUCCUUGAAUGCUGGCUCCUUCUUCUCCUUGCCUGGGCCUGUCCGUUUCCUCUUGCCUUUGCCCUGCUUCUCCCAGACCUCCUCUCUUUGGGGGGACAGGGUGGUCAUGGAGGGGGGCCAGGCACCCAAUCAGCUGAGGACCUUUUUGUGACUGGGUUUAGGGACAGUCAGGCAUUAGGAAGCCAGGCUCGCUCAUGGGAAAGAGACCCUGGAGGGAGGGAACACUGGGGCCUUGUCUCAGGGGACCCUCCAGUUCCCCUCCCCCUGUGAAGAGCAGCUAGUGGAGAUGAGGCAGGGCAGACAGGGACUGAGUCCAGAGGCCCAUACCAGGUGUUUCUUGUCCUGUUCUUGUCUAGACAUUUCGAAGCUUUGACUCUAGGCACCUUGGGGUGACAAUUUCACCCAUUGCUGGAGAUAAGGACCGGAGCAUUAGGUGGUAUGGGGGGGGGGGGUUGUUUUAUGACUGUAAUAAAUGGAGCUGACCCUAGACAAGAAUUGUGUGGGGAAGGUUGGUGAUACAGGGUGUGGGUCUGAGUGCCUGAGAGAAGUGUGGGAGCCCCACGCGGGCUUGUGGCCAGAGAAGGAAGGGUAGAAUCAACUCUCCCCAAACCAGGGGAAGCUACUCUUCCUGCCAGUGUCUGAAGUGUGGGUAGAAUAAAGGCUGGAGAGAGUAGGCCAGGGUCUCUGGUGAGUCUGUGGUGGUCUGAGCGAGCUGCAGGCCCAGCCGGGAGCAAGUCUUAGAAGGUUGGUUUUGACUUUCUGUUGCCAGAGGCAACACCACCCCAAGAAAGUCUAUGCCAGCUGGGGCUGGCAGCAGGGGCCAGAGGAAGAGUGGGUCCUGCUUCCACUGUGCAGCCCAAGUCUGAGCAAGUCAAAGCACGUAAGUGUAGGCCAGAGGAGAGAUUCAGGAGAGAGAGCAGGCAGCAGACUCCAAGGUAGUGUUCUGCCCGACCCCACAGGGAGUCCAGAGAGCAUACCUUGGUGCUGCUGGAAUGGAGCUGGGGCUGACCUGGGCCCAAGGUCGUGGGUACUCGAGUGCAGGGCUGUCCAGUAGGUCUGGUGAAGCCCAGUAGGGCUUCCUGUGUGUGGACGGAGUUGCCACAGGGCUCCCUGAGGCUGCUAGAGAGUUAUCUCCAGGGUCUGAGACCUGGCCCGCCAAACUCAGUUGUCACCAGAGCCCCAAGAAUAGAGUUCAGGAAAGCCGAUGGCCAGGGCGAGCCCGAGGCACACUUCAGCUGCACCUUCCGCCACAGGGCGCCAGGGCUGAUAGAAAGGGAUGCAGAUGUCCAGUGCGCAGAUGUGAUCCCUACACCCGGGGCGUGGCUGGGUCCUAGAGUAGGGGUCCAAGAGGAUGGGCUCACUGCCAUCUGGGGACUCCAGGUCCUGAUGGGAAGGGAGGCCGGGGACUGACCAGGAAGAGGAUGGAGUGGCAUGCCCACCUCACUUUUAGCCUUCCCCUCCCCCCCCAGGGCUGUACAUACUCCAUCCCCCGUCUGACCCACAAGUAUCCUCCUCCACCGCCACUUCCUCUAGUGCUCACCUCUCAUAGGCCCGCCCUCGGGAUCCGAACCAACCAUCCCGCAUCACAGACUGGUUUGGGGACUUCUUCACGUACAUUUUAUUAUUUUUUUUCAUUUGUACAGCAAAACAUUCUUUUCAAAUGUGUCUUUUUGACUGAAGUAACUUUUCUGGUGCUGUUAACUUGUCUUUUUUUUUUUUUUUUAAUUUAUUUUGCCGCCCCUCCUGGUUCCUACUCACCCACCCCACCCCCACCCCACCCCAUCACUUUUAUUCUGUUCUUUCUGCCAAGUUUGGGAAAAAUUCUCCCUCCCACCCUGGUUUCCAUCCUCUCCUUGAUUUAAAUAGUCACUGCUACAAAGUAACAAAUGCACUGUGAAGAUUCCAGUAUUAAUAAAGUGGUACUGUAGUUAACA